CUUGCGACCAGUGCGAGUUGGUCCUCCUUGCCCAACCCAAUGCCUGCCCAUGAGUGCAGUGUACACCCACCAAUGUUCACGGACGCGAUGCCUGUAGACGCCGUGAUUGCAAGCUGCAAACUCGCUCGCCCGCCCCUCGCAUUGAUGAUCUUCCGCAAGAGGACAGACUUGCCGGUACCCGCGGACCCUGUGAAGAACACGCUCUCCCCACGCUGCACUUUCGCGAGGACGUACCGCUGCUCGGGCGAGAGCUGA
Dichomitus squalens LYAD-421 SS1 is the source of this 255-nucleotide messenger RNA. RefSeq lists its product as uncharacterized. The record is from RefSeq and is a predicted model, not a curated record. The annotation marks the transcript as partial. Lineage: Eukaryota; Fungi; Basidiomycota; Agaricomycetes; Polyporales; Polyporaceae. The transcript has a single exon.